Racocetra persica is the source of this 618-nucleotide messenger RNA. The record is from the annotation of a GenBank genome assembly. NCBI's taxonomy places the organism in Eukaryota, Fungi, Glomeromycota, Glomeromycetes, Diversisporales, Gigasporaceae.
AUGAAUAAAACAACAGAUGUGGUAACAGAUAAUGCGAUGGAUAUAGCAAUGGAUAAUGCAACAGAUGAAUUGACAGAUGUGGCAAUGGAUGUAGCAUCGGAUGUAGCAACAGAUGUAGCAUCAGAUGUGGUAACAGAUAUAGCAUCAGAUACGUUUAAAGAAUUGGCAUUGACUGUAGAUGAAUUUCUUUUAUCAAUUCAUAAUAAAAUUAUUGUAUUGGUAAAAGAUAAUACUCUCUUAUCAACUGAUUAUAGUGUUGCAUUUAAAAUACUGAGAGAAACUGGUGCUGGUACCCAAUUAGCUGAUGUGCAAGAUUUUAUAAAAUUUAAGGCUGAAUGCUUAAAGUUAGCUACAAAAAAUAUAGAUAUGGGAAUUUAUAUAACAAUCAUGCAAGCAAAACAAAAAACAAAGAUAUUUUCCAAAAAAAGAUAUUCUAAAUCACCACCACCACAAGAACCUUUGCCGCUACAAGCACCUCUGCCACCACAAGUAUCUUUGCCACCACAAGCACCUUUACUACCACAAGCACCUUUACCACCACAAGACCUUUAUCACUACAAUCAUCUUUGUUGCCCAAGCACUAUCAGUUCUAUUAUUACAAACAUUACCACAAAAUAA